AUGUCUCCCGAAGCAGUAUCUCCAUACCCCGAGCGACCAAUUCGUCCCUUACCCAAACGACGUCUGCGAGAACGACUUUCUCCUGAUGUUGCCCACUCGAUAAAGUAUCCUCCAGCUCCUAAGACCACAGCACCCUUAUUCUACCCUUCGUAUAACAUCCGAGAAGAGACUGGCGCAAGUACCUUCGUGGAAUCCCAACACCCUAGUGAGCGAGAACGAGCAGAUGAGAUAGAGCGGAACUAUAUUUCGAGACGAAACGCCGACGAACUGGAGAGUGACGAGGAUGAGGCAGCGUACCGAAGUCGUUUCUACUCAAGACACUCCGCAGACACUACAGGUCGAUCUUAUCGUUAUGUCCAAAAGCCAGAUGCCAAACACCCAAAUCCUCAGCCGCCAGCUUCUACCGCAUCGUCAGCUGAUGGGUAUGACUCCUUUGAGAACACUAACAACAAGAAGAAAAGAAAAAUUCCAACUCCGGGCGAUUCCAACUUGAACGGGGUUCAUCUGUCGAGCGAGAUGGCCGGUAUGGGGAUUUCAGGAAGUGAUGAUUUGGCUGAAGAUGUGGGGGUUGGUUCGUACCACCAUUCUAGUACCAUCUCCACACAAGGCAUCUCCGGUCCCGGAAGAGGCAGGUACGGUCGAAUCAGAAACGGAAGGAGCCCUCUAAGGACACUCUCCGAUACUUCUGGCAAUUGGGUGAACGGCCGCACCACAAAACAAAGACAACCCCAGUGGCCAACUCCAACUGAAUCUCCAGGUAUUAUCUCAAGAUCAAUCGCCAGUGCCAACGCCGAAAAGACUCCGAUCACGCCCUCAAGAGGUCAAGAAAACGUUAGCCUCCUUCAACAGGCCGCAAAGAAAUCAAGCCCGGCUUCGACCCAGUUCACGUUCACCUGUGAUUCUCAAGUCCCUGGUACAAUACCUUGGCCAGGACCCAGCCGUGACGCAGCCAUGCAUGGAAGCCCCAAAGCUCGUACAACCACCCACGCCACCCAAACUAGUCCCAACAUGCCCUCAAAUCUAGGGAUGCCUAACAACGUUGCCCAACCCAAGCAAGGUGUUGCAGCAUCUCAGCACCCGCAAAAUGCCAACAAGCAGCCACCCCAAGCUGCGCCCCCAAAGAAGACCCGGCGUCGUGCGGGAAAGGAAUACCUCAUUGCUGCUCGCCAGCGUCGCCAGCAACAAGAGUAUCUUAGAGCUCAUCAUCCUCCAAACCCAGAAGAUAUCUGGAUAUGCGAAUUCUGCGAAUAUGAGCGUAUAUUCGGCACACCGCCAGAGGCUCUCAUUAGACAAUAUGAAAUCAAGGACAGAAGAGUCAGGAAGCAAGAGGCAGACAGACGGAGACUAUUGGAGAAAGCAAAGAUGAAGGGAAGGAAGGGCAAGAAGGGAAACAAGGCUGCUCCGAAGAAUGUGCCAAAUGCGCAAGAUCGACAAGCUCAACAUCAACAGGCCCAACCACCAGCUUCGAUGAACCAAAGCCAGAGCCAGAGCCAAGGCACUCAGAGCGAGGACUUCUAUGAAGACGAGUACGACGACGAGUACGCUCAGGAUGACCCACCGCCACCUUCUCCGGUUGUUCCACCUGUAUCUCGCCAUACUGAUAACGCGACACUUCGACAAGGUCCUCUGAACAAUCAUGGUGGUUUAGGAAGCUUCACUGACAAAGGCGUCACCGCUUGA
Messenger RNA from Mollisia scopiformis, 1680 nucleotides. RefSeq lists its product as uncharacterized. Lineage: Eukaryota; Fungi; Ascomycota; Leotiomycetes; Helotiales; Mollisiaceae. The record is from RefSeq and is a predicted model, not a curated record. The transcript is spliced from 2 exons. Bases 1 to 1680 code for a protein of 559 amino acids.